Molecule: messenger RNA, 1125 nt
Organism: Tetrapisispora phaffii CBS 4417
Lineage: Eukaryota; Fungi; Ascomycota; Saccharomycetes; Saccharomycetales; Saccharomycetaceae
Product: glycosyltransferase family 32 protein
Exons: 1
Coding region: 1-1125 (374 amino acids)
Biological process (GO): mannosyl-inositol phosphorylceramide biosynthetic process
Molecular function (GO): mannosyltransferase activity
Source: RefSeq, a predicted model, not a curated record
AUGAAACGUGAAUUAAUCUAUUUGUUUUUAGUUAAUUUUGCUUUCGUCGUUGUGACGCUGUACUAUACAUUCGAUGUAUUAACUUUAGCAGUGGAUGAUACAGUUAAAGAUUCAUUUAGGGACUAUGAAUUAAAUCCCGAUAAUUAUAGAAAUUUAUCUAAUGAUGAAUUACCGUCAUUUUUAACGCCCUCCAUGUUGAAUAAACCGCAAUUGAUCCCAAAAAUAAUACAUCAAACUUAUAAAACGAACGAUAUCCCAGAACAUUGGAAAGAAGGUCAACAAAGAUGUAAAGAUCUACAUCCAGAUUAUGAGUAUAUCUUAUGGACUGAUGCGAUGGCAGAAGACUUCAUUGCAGAAAACUAUUCAUGGUUUUUAGAGACUUUUAAAAAUUAUCAGUAUCCAAUAGAGAGAGCAGAUGCAAUCAGGUAUUUCAUUUUAUCUCAUUUUGGUGGUGUUUAUAUAGAUUUAGAUGAUGGUUGUCAAAGAAAAUUAGAUCCUUUACUAACAGCUCCUGCUUUCUUAAGAAAAACAUCUCCAACUGGUGUUUCAAAUGAUGUGAUGGGUUCGAUUCCAGGACAUCCUUUUUUCUUAAAAGUUAUUGAGAGUUUAAAAAAAUAUGAUAGAAAUUGGUUUGUUCCAUAUAUUACAAUAAUGUCUUCCACUGGUCCAUUAUUCAUAAGUAUGGUUUGGAAACAAUAUAAAAGGUCAAGUUUAUAUAAUAAGAAUUUGAAUUCAGUGGUGAAAAUUUUACAACCAGCUGAUUAUAAAAUGCAUAAAAAUUCAUUCUUCACAAUCGCAAAAGGUUCUUCGUGGCAUGCAGGCGAUGCUAAUUUUAUUAAAUCAUUAGCAGUUCAUAUUCUAGCAUGUGUUGUGGCAGGUUUUAUUUUGGCUUUUUCAAUUUUAUAUUCCGAAUAUUUAUUUUAUUGUUGGUUAUGUGCAACUAAUAGGAAAAAUAAUAAGUUUUCGAGAUUGCAAUCAAGAUAUAAUGAUAUUGAACAAAUACAAAUUGAAAAUUCAAUAUCUUCAAAAAAUAAAUUCUCAUUGAAAAGAAGUUUAAAAAAAUUAAGCAAUUUAAAAAUUGCAAGAAAAGACUCAAAUUUAAGCUAUUUGCCAAUAGCGAACUAA